Molecule: messenger RNA, 924 nt
Organism: Trichomonas vaginalis G3
Lineage: Eukaryota; Parabasalia; Trichomonadida; Trichomonadidae
Exons: 1
Coding region: 1-924 (307 amino acids)
Source: RefSeq, a predicted model, not a curated record
AUGAAUACACUAAAAGCUGAUCUUAGAACAAUAUUAUUGCAGGAGAAAGAGCAUCCAUUGACACAGGAAAUAGAAUCACUAAUAGAACAAUCAUUUAAUCCUAAUUAUAUUAAACCAGUAAAAACAUGGGCUCUAAUCCACGAUGAAAAGAAGAGAUCAAAGCUUAUCGCGCUUCUAAAGGGAGGAAUGACUAUCAAGAAGCUACCAAAACUCGUUACAGGCGUUCUGGAACCUCAGCCUGAAUUUGUUCUUACUACAGCAACCUCUGUUAUCGAUGUAAAUCACUGCUUCCCACAAAUAUCUCCAAGAAGAAAGCAAAUGGAUGUUACAAGACGCUCCCAAAUCAUGGAGCAAGGAAUAUUUGGAAAUUCAUCAAAAUAUGCAGGAGUUCAACAACCAAAAUCAAACAUUAUCGAGUUUCAAUGCCGAAAAUUAUUCAAUCCAUUAGCAAUGGAGAGAAUUUUACCGACUGCUGAAUUAAAUAUCGCUUUUAUCAGAGAAAUAGCCAAUUGGUGUGAUACAAACGCAAACUACUAUCCAUAUAUUGACAAAGCUCCUGAUUUCGAGAGCAGUCCACGAGGACAAGCUUAUCUUUACAAAAGAAUCCUGAAAGAAGACCAUUUAAUGAAUAAUACGUAUGUACAAACCAAUCCAAACUCUCCAAGAUUAAGAGAACCUCCUUCUACAUCUAGAUCUUUAAUGUAUUCAGUAUAUAAAGAUACAUUUUCCCCAGAAUCCACAAAAGGCUUCAAACCAUCGAAUCCUGUUAUUCCUCCAUUAGGACAAUGUCCUUUCAGUCGUUAUCCACAAGUAAAUGCAGAAGAAUACGUAUAUACUAAUGAACAAGUUCAGGAACAGUGUUUAAGCAAUCGAACUGCAAGAAGAGCUUUUAGAAACGUAUUUAAUGCUAAGACACAUAUCUAA